This is a messenger RNA of Strongylocentrotus purpuratus (purple sea urchin), 2337 nucleotides long. It is a transcript of the gene pdcd2, whose product is annotated as programmed cell death protein 2. Bases 49 to 1293 code for a protein of 414 amino acids. The transcript is spliced from 5 exons. The record is from RefSeq and is a predicted model, not a curated record. Gene Ontology annotation, cellular component: cytoplasm; nucleus. NCBI's taxonomy places the organism in Eukaryota, Metazoa, Echinodermata, Echinoidea, Camarodonta, Strongylocentrotidae.
ACUGACCUCUAGUGGCAUGGACCUGCUAAGCUGGCUAGCGCAGCAUGCAUGCGGCAUACUGCAGACUGGAACACCAUGGCGGCCUCCACGGUUAAAAAUGUGGAACUUGGGUUCGUUGAAAAAUCACCUACGUUGCGUUUGAUCAGUCAAUUUUUCCCAAGUAAAGUAGGUGGUAAACCAGCAUGGCUGGAUCUGAAGGAAAUACCUCAAUCAAAAGAAUUAAACUGUCCGAUUUGCAGAAAGACAAUGGCAUUUCUCCUGCAAAUAUACUGUCCACCGGGCGAAGAGGACGAACUGACGCCGCCGAACACCCGGCAGAAAUGUUUCCACCGUUCGCUGUACGUCUUCUGCUGCAGGGAAGCUUCCUGUCAUCAAACAAGUAACUCUGAAGACCACAACAUUCCAUUCAUAAUUCUUCGAUGUCAGCUAGAUAGGAGAAACGAGUUCUACAGUUAUGAACCGCCAGACGAAGACAAUGAAGUUGCUGAAAGUGAUAUCAUUUCUCCUAAGAAAUUUGGAGUUAUGUUGUGUGAACUUUGUGGGUGCAAUGCAGGCAAUAUGAAAUGUGGCAGAUGUCAAAGGGUAACAUACUGUUGCAAAGAUCACCAGGUUCUGGAUUGGAAGAUGGGUCACAAGGCAACAUGUGGCAAGGAACUGGGUCCCAAUUUUGAAGAUAUUUCAGCUGAAAAUAAAUUCCUCUUCCCGGAGUUUGAGCUUGUAACAGAGCCAGAAAGUGAGGAGAGUGUUGCAGAAGAAGAAGACGAGAGUGUACAGAAGGGCUCAAGCAAUGAACAUCUUACUCUUAAACAAACUGGUGCAAGUCUGAUGAAAAUUGCUGACGAAUUUGAUAGAAAUCAUGAUAUGCGCAGGAAGGAUCUUGAUAGAAUGGCUAGGGAAUUUGAUAGAAAUGAUGAUAUGAGCAUCAAGGAUCUUGAUAGCAUGGCUAGGAAGGAGACAGAAGAUGAUGUACAGUUCAGGACCUUUAAGGAGAGGAUUGCACACAAUCCAGAUCAGGUUCUACGGUAUGAGAAGGGAGGAGUGCCUCUAUAUGUAUCUGCAUGUGACCAACCAAGAGUCGAGGACAUUAUGCUUUGUACUUGUGGGGCAAAAAGACGUUUUGAAUUUCAGAUCAUGCCCCAGCUCCUGACUCAUCUUGAUGUAGAUAGUCUUGAUGCAAGCAUUGAUUGGGGGACUCUGCUGAUCUAUACUUGCUCAAAGAGCUGUACAGAAGGACAUCCGUACCAUCCAGAAUUCUUAUGGAAGCAAGACUAUCACAACUCAUCUAUCUCGUGAGCUGUGUCCACAUGUGAUGCAAUAAACUGCCUCAAAAACAAACUCUUACAGCAGUUUACAAACCUACUACAUGUAUGUGUAAAUGAAUUUGAUAUGCAGGUAAAAAAUAAAAAUAAAUAUAAAUGUGCACAACUUAGGCCCCAACAUGAUCUGUAAUUGUUUCCAGAAACAGUUUAUGGUGUGUAUUGCAUAAUGCUAAGAUUUAAAAAAUUGUAAGAUUUAGAUUUAGAGAGUAAACGGUUUCCCUUGCAAAGCUAGGACACUGCUAAGGUUUAAAUUUUUCAGAUGAGACAUAUGUUACAUAUUCACGACUCCUGCAAAGUUCUACAGAAUGUGAUGUUGGCUUCAAAAGGAAUACACUACCUUUGAGACAUGAAGUGGAGCUUUGAAAUGAAAUGAUGCAUUAUUUAACUUCAAGGGAGUGUAGCCUGUCUCUGGGCCAAUCAGGUAUAAUACGAAAUAAAAUAAGUCUAUUCGUUUACGUGCAGUUUUCCAAAAGAAGACAUAGAUGUUGUUCACCAGUAUAUGCCAAGCUACACUCCCUUUAACAUAAUUGACAACAUGGCUAUUAAGUAUGGAUGUAUUAAGUGCUUUCGUAAAUGCAGCUCUACAUAUAAGAAAUAUCUAGUCAACUCGAAAUAACGCAACUUCUGAACAUCCAUUAUAUCAUCAAAGCAUAUACAUGUAUUUAUUACUCUGUACAAAUCUACAUGUAUUACAAAAUCGUUAGUUACAAAUGAUUCCCUUGUACAAAAAAAAGGAUAAGUCUCAACUGUCUAGUAAAUUUAAAUUUAAAUUUAAAAAAAAAAUAACAUAGAUAAUGAAUACAAUUUAGACAUUGGUUUGUACAUUGACUGACACAUAGACCAAGGCACACAUACAUCUGAAAUAAUGAGAUGUGUUUGUUCAAUCGUCAUGUUGUGAAAAAACAUUCAUGCACACAUUUUUUUUUUUUUAAGCUGAUAUAACCUACUAUAAUCCAAUGUGUUGUUUCUGGUACAUGUUCAAUGAACUUGCUUCCUCAUUAAAGUUAAUUAAUACCAA